This is a messenger RNA of Debaryomyces hansenii CBS767, 855 nucleotides long. Its product is annotated as aminodeoxychorismate lyase. The transcript has a single exon. Gene Ontology annotation, biological process: carboxylic acid metabolic process. The coding region runs from base 1 to 855 and encodes 284 amino acids. The record is from RefSeq and is a predicted model, not a curated record. Lineage: Eukaryota; Fungi; Ascomycota; Pichiomycetes; Serinales; Debaryomycetaceae. Gene Ontology annotation, molecular function: catalytic activity.
AUGGAGGGCAAUUAUCCAAAUAACGGACAAUCUUACAGUGAGAUAGCUGAUGAGAUACAUGGAAAAUACUUAUCUGAUGUUUUCAAUCCAGAAAAUACCGAUUAUCAGAUCCUUUCUACAAUACGAUAUGAUCCGAAAUUAACUGUCAUACCACCAAUAAUGGCUUCUGAUAUUACCAAGGACAAUUUCUUCUUGUUAGAUGAACACUAUCAUAGAUUGGUAUUCACAUUAAAAUACUUUCAUGUCCAGAUACAUGAUCUGGACGAACUAGACUUCGAAAUACCGCAGGAUUUAUUACUAUCAAAACUUAUUGAAGCCAUAACCCUUUCUGAUAGAUUGGUAUUUGAACCAAUGAAAGUUAGAUUAUUAGUCUCCAUGGAUGGGGAUGUCAAAAUAGAGCUUCAUGAUACUGGGUACAGAGAUAACUUGCUUGAUGGUAUUCAAGAAUCUUCGUCGUCAACGGAGGAUAUCUGGGAUGUUUACAUUGAUAAAGAGCUGACAUUUAUGUCCCCCUUUACAUCGUUCAAAACAACGAACAGAAAAGUAUAUAGUGCAGCAAGGGAAAGAGCAUUACCAGGGCUAAGACCUGGAAAGGAAGAGGUGUUAUUGAUCAAUGGACUGGAGCAGUUAAUGGAAGGGUCUAUAACUAAUGUGGCUAUUAGGAGAAAGAAGGAUGGUAAAUGGAUAACUCCACAAUUGAGCAGUGGUUGCUUAUGUGGUGUGAUGAGACACUUUUUAUUAAGAAAGGACUUUAUUGAAGAAGAAACUAUAACUUUAAGAUCACUCGAAAUAAACACGGAAAUUUUACUAUUUAAUGGGAUUAUGGGUGUAGUAAAGGGUAAGAUAGUCGGAUAA